Messenger RNA from Triticum turgidum subsp. durum (durum wheat), 2934 nucleotides. NCBI's taxonomy places the organism in Eukaryota, Viridiplantae, Streptophyta, Magnoliopsida, Poales, Poaceae. The record is from the annotation of a GenBank genome assembly.
AUGGUACUGCCUCGCCGCUCCAAGGCAUCUGGUGGACAUUCAGGUGCAGGUGUAAAUGCAAUCGAAAUAUCCGGCAUGAGCCCUCUGUCUGAGCUGGUGUGGUCUCUGGAUGAUGGUCUCAGCAUUAAAAUCGCAGCGUCCAGCCUAAGCACAAGAAAAGCCUCUCUUCGCUGGAAUGCGGAUACUUUGAACAUAGUGAUAUCUUCGCCUCAGCAGAGCGGCGGUGGCGGCGGCAAGAGUGGUGAUAACGUAGAUGCCACCCUAAGGGAUGCAGGAGAAAUGCCGUCGCAACCUCGAACUCAAAGUGACAAUUCAGUGAGAGUAUCCGCGGCUAGUCCAAAUAGAACACGAAACCUUGAUGCGCAACAAUCUACUUCUAUAAGAUCACAGGAACAAGAUUCAAAAUGCUCUGGAGGGAUCAGUGAGAUGAGUGAGGGGGAAGAAUUGUCUGACAGCUGCUGUGCAGAUAAGUUGAAUAAAGAGGAAGCGGAUAUUUGCCCCACAAGAUGCUCCAACGAUGGUUUGCACAGUCUGGCUUCAAAAAAAGGCAGCCUGCAAAGUAUUUCGGAAAAACAGGUCUACUGUGCAACCGCUGUCCAUAAUGAGAGAUCUUGGGCAGAUAAUACCUGGCGAGCUCGAUUAGUAAAAGCAAUUAGUCAGAGGGACUAUGUCUUGCCAAACAAUGCAGUGAAUGCACAGUCACCUUCAUCCUUUGGGAGUUUCAGUAAUACAAAAAAGGUCCCAGGCAAGUUGGCAGGUUUUCUAGAUAACCAAAGUGAUAAGCACCAAGAUCUGGUUAUGCAGGACAACUGUAAUGGUAAUCAGGAAGAUCAGGUUAUGCAGGAAAACUGUAAUGGUGAUCACCAAGACCAGGUUAUGCAGGAGCACCAUAAGGAUGGGCCUAUUCUUGUCAAAUGUCAGUCAGCAUCUGGUGUUAAUCCUGUUUCAAAAUGUGAUUCGGCAUCCGGUGUUAAUUCUGUUGCAAGAUAUGAGUCAACACCAGAUGUUAAUCCUGCAAAGCUUGAGAAGGGCAAAGAAAAGGUAAUGCACGACCAGAGCAAUUAUGUUAGCAACACAAAAGAGGGUGAUGAUAGCAAUGAGAGUAUGGAGAGUUGUCCUAGGAUGAAAGCUCCAAAGCGAGAGUAUGCUCAAUACUCAACAGCGGAGAUGUCUUCUCGGAAUAAAAGAUAUAGGAGGGAAUACAAUGAAAGUUAUUGCUCAGGAUUGUUGAACAGAAAUGGCAGCUCUUUCUUUAACUGGAUGUCUUCUCUGACUAAUGGAUCAACCGUGUUUGAUAAAACUACCAAUCAGAAGUUGUCAGAGACUACUGGACAUGAACUUGCAGGACAUUCUCUGCCACUAGAAAAUAACAGUAGCAAUCGUCUGCAGUCUGUUGGCUUCAAUUCUCUUUUUCAAUCUCUUUAUAGUCACAAUGUUAUGAUAACUUCAAGAGAUACCCCUCAUCAAUCAGAAAUCAAUUGCACCGAGCGUGAAGCCGACAGGCUAUCGCUGGCUUUGAAUGGUAGCAAUUCUAUGCUUGACAAGGAAAUUAGCACAGGCAGAGAAACUCUUGAUGUGGCUGUUGGGACCUUAGCUGCUGACAGCCUUCAAAUGGAGUCACCUGGUGGUAAAUGGAAUUUUAGAGAUCAAAGUGGAGUUUUCCCUUUGAGAGCCGGAAGAAACUUGAAGAUGCCUAACUCCAGUAAGUCAUGUUCUAAAACUCUUGAAGAAAAACAAAAUGAGUGCCAUGCGAGCCCUUUGAAUGCUGCAAUGGGAAAUAAAGGUGGAAUCACAGAAAGCUUGUGGGUAAGUCGGCUUUUACCAAAAACAUCAAUGAAAUUGAUGGAUGCAACUCCGUGCAAUGUAAAUAGUGAUUUUUGUGCUGUCAAUCCAAAGGGUGCAGGUGAUAAGCUGUAUCCUUCAUCUCAACAGAAUGUUAAUGUGGAGAAGGAAUUCAACAGUUCACAAUACUUCACUAGCACAGGAAGUGACAAUGAGACAACAAGUAGCAAAUGCCCGGUGAUUCCUCCAGAGGAACAUAAGCAGUCUGAAACAAUGGCUUCCAUUCUUGCAAAGAGAUUGGAUGCGCUUCGACAUGCGAAGACCUCUGCAAUUAGGUUGGCUAUCUCCAGUGGAAUAUCUAAAGACCAUAAUCACAGAAAGAGUCCUUUUUUUAUUAAUUACAGCAGCCAUGAUGGACUAGAGACAGGACAAGGAACUCAAAAAUCUUCGAGUGGUGGUGGAAGGCUAGUUUUGUGGUCUGGUGACAAAGGAAAGGAACAAUUAUAUCCUCUCAGUGAUGAGGAAUUAAGAGGAAACAUGUUGGCAAGAGGUGAACAUCAGCAAUGUGGAGGGAGCAUGACUGGAAAGGCUGUAGCUCCUCAUGAUAAUUUAGAAGCAAACACAUCUGCUGAAUAUGUUGAUAGAAGAGGAGUACAAAUAAAGGAAGUGGGUUCAAAUUCCAUGGAGAGUCUGCCACAUAACAAGCAAAUUGUACCUUAUAAUAUUAUUACAAGUGACAUUGAUCAAUCAAGUGUUGUUUUUGGAGCCUUGCAGAGGCUUCGUUUGUCUCGAUCAGACAUCAUAAGAUGGUUGACGUCACCAAUAAUGCACACUACCUUGGAUGGCUUUUUCUUGCGUCUACGAUUAGGUAAAUGGGAGGAAGCAUUGGGUGGCACAGGAUACCAUGUCGCUCGGAUAAAUGGAGCAUUGGAUAGAAAUCGCCUCUCUGUAACGAUCCGGAAUUCAACUUGCCAAGUAGAUUCUCGCUUUGUAUCCAACCAUGGCUUCCAUGAGGAUGAGCUCAAGGCGUGGUGGUCUGCUGCCAUGAAGGGUGGCUGGAAACUACCGUCGAAAGAAGAACUUAGCAAGAAACUAAGAGAAAGAGAGCUACUUCAUUUCGGAAACGGAACAGGUCAGCCGGACAACACCUGA